Messenger RNA from Metarhizium robertsii ARSEF 23, 1044 nucleotides. Its product is annotated as MYND finger. Bases 1 to 1044 code for a protein of 347 amino acids. Lineage: Eukaryota; Fungi; Ascomycota; Sordariomycetes; Hypocreales; Clavicipitaceae. The record is from RefSeq and is a predicted model, not a curated record. The transcript has 2 exons.
AUGCCUCUCAUCAUGAAUGCCGACGUAGGCAAGCUCAAUGGCCUGGCACCACGGUCCUGCGAGCUGUGCCACAAGAAAGAGGGCGUCGCCCGCUGCUCGGCCUGCCUGGCGGUUUUCUACUGCGGGCGAGAAUGCCAGGUCAAGGACCGUGAUUUCCACAAGACGCCGUGCACCCUCAUCAAAAAGAACCGUCUCCGCUACGAGUCGGAGGAGAAGAAGCUGCGCGAGAUGCCAAGCGGACCCUUCCUCCCUGAAAACGUGUUCGAGGACCAUGUCGGCCACUUUUGGGGCAUCUUGGAGACGCGCCCAUACAUACGUGCGCGCUAUGCAUUGGUGGACGCGAUGCUGAUAAGCUACGGUACCGCCGGCGGCCCCGUGGACGUGGUGCAGAUGUCCCUGGAUCAUCUCCUCGACAUGAUGAGGCUGUGUCGCUCGGAUAACCUGGGCCUGCGCGAACUGAUACCCGCGCUAUAUAUUCGACUUGGGAAAGACCAGGACGCCUACGACUUCAUGAAGUGGUACGCGACUACCGGGCAGAAGAUGGACUACAACUGGGGUGACAUGGAAGAACCGUUCCUGGACACCAAGGACGCGGACGUGUUGGAAGCGCCGGUAAAGAGCUGGAAAGGCCGCGUUCUCGAUCUGAACCAUGUCGUGGCCGUGGUGCUCAUCAAGGUGCGAAUUAUGCUCGACCUGCAGGUGAUCCAGAAUGCCAGGAUUGCGGACCGCGGCGAUAAUCCGGAAGAAACCAUCAAGAUUAUAGCCGAGCCGCAGGAGACAGCACGACUGGCUGCUAAAAUCAAAAAACAAAUCAAACAACUAUACGACGCCGUCGGGUCAUACAACUGGCACUUUUGGGACCUGCUGGUUGAGGAUCCUGAUUGUGGCGUUUUGCGCAGACCAGCCUCAUACUCGCCGCAGUCGAAGGACGAGGCUACAGUGGUAGUCAAAUACAGCUAUGCGUCAUGGUAUAAGACGCCUGGAGCAGUGAACGUCCUUCGGAAUCUGAGCGAGGAGGAUGAAGUUCUGGCCGGUCGAGGAUGA